AUGACCAGGAUCGUCCUGGAUUUGUGCUCAGUGGUGCUCCUUGUGGCCUCUCUGGUGGCCAGAAGUCACGGGGAAAUGGGAUUUUGGGGGAAAUCCAGGCAAUUCGGAGCACCAUUCCAGGUGUCGCCCAGAGAUGCGAGAUGGCUCUCCCUCUUCACUGUGGUCCAGUGGGGUCAGGGACAGUGCGUGGCUCCCACGGGAGAGGUGGGCAACUGCUUCCCGGGGAAUGAGUGCCAAAUGAGAGGUGGAAUCCCGGCCGCUCCCUGUGCCAAUGGUUACGGAAUGUGUUGCGUUUUUGUGGCCAGUUGCGGUGGCAUAAUUAGGGAAAAUGGAACCUACUUUGUCAAUCCCAACCAUCCGGACACUUACGAAGGAACAGGAAGUUGCCAACUGACCAUCUACAAACUCCAUCCGGACAUUUGCCAAAUAAGACUGGACUUCGAUCACUUUUCAUUGAUGGGACCGGAAACUCUGAACCACGUUUGCAAUUCUGACCAGUUUCUGGUGUCUGGAGGAAGUCCAGCGCCGACAAUUUGUGGCACAGCAAUUGGGGAUCACAUGUACAUAGACGCUGGGAUGGGCGUCAGCAAUCCCAUCAUCCUGACAGUCAUCACGAGUGGAACUAACUUCGGGCGCGCUUGGAGGAUCAGAGUCACCCAAAUCCCUUGCGGAAGCAUCUCAAAGGCUGAUCAGGGAUGUCUUCAGUACCACACUGGAGUCAAUGGCAGAGUGCGCAGCUUCAAUUUUGACCUCACCAACGGUCGUCAGCUCUCGAACCAAGACUACAGCAUUUGUGUGCGCAGCGAGAGGAACUUCUGCAGCAUCCAGUACUCAGCCUGUCCUGACACAGUCAACAAUCGUUCGCGAUCCUUCACGCUGUCCGGGAAUAGCAACACUCUGGUGCCCGCCAUGGUGGGCAGCGGCGCCCAGAACAUUCCCAACUCCUGUCCCAGCGACUGGCUGAUGAUCGGCUGCGCCCGAGUGGCUGAUCGCCAGCCCACGAACUCCUACUGUGAGGAUCGGAUCUGCGGCGGAACCUUCAAUGCCGAGGUGAACAACAUUGAGAGAACUGUCGCUUCCAGUGUGCGUCCCUUCAGGCUCGCCUUCCACACGGACUCCACCGAAGCGCCCACGGAUUUGGACAAUCGCGGCUUCUGCCUAGAUUACGUCCAACAGCCCUGCACCAAUGGAUGA
Messenger RNA from Phlebotomus argentipes, 1194 nucleotides. RefSeq lists its product as uncharacterized. Bases 1 to 1194 code for a protein of 397 amino acids. The transcript is spliced from 4 exons. NCBI's taxonomy places the organism in Eukaryota, Metazoa, Arthropoda, Insecta, Diptera, Psychodidae. The record is from RefSeq and is a predicted model, not a curated record.